AUGUCGGACAGGCAGGCGGCUGAGGGGCCGGCUUUCUGGAGCCCGGCUGGUCGCGGGUCGGCGGGCGGCGUCGGGGACCGACGGGGAGUGGAGGGGAGCCAGGCGGCCUCUUCAGAGAAAGAAGAUCUGGAAAACACUAAGGUCAACUCUCCACUGGCUUCUGCCUCUGAUCCAGAGCUCCAGUCCUCACCCUACAGGCCACAGAUGGUAUCUCCAGUGAGUAAGGAUACCACGGAAGAUCUACAGAAAGCGGCUGGUGCUUCAGAGGUUCGGGCUGCGGGGGAGCAGGAGUCGCUGCCAGCAGGCCAGGCUCAGGUACACAGUGAGAUGGCCAAGUACCAAGCUCCACAGCGACCCGGAGACAUGGUCAUGAUCCAGUCUGAGCACACUGGAGCUGUGGAUGUCCUUUCAGCGGAUUUGGAAUCUGCAGAUCUUCUGGGGGACCACAGGAAAGUUGCUCCACCUCUCAUGGCCCCUCCGUGCAUCUGGACCUUUGCCAAAGUGAAGGAAUUCAAAAGCAAGCUGGGCAAAGAGAAGAACAGCCGUCUGGUGGUGAAGCGGGGAGAAGUGGUCACCAUCCGGGUCCCUACCCAUCCCGAGGGAAAGCGGGUCUGCUGGGAGUUCGCCACUGAUGACUAUGAUAUUGGCUUUGGAGUUUAUUUUGACUGGACCCCGGUCACCAGCACUGAUAUAACCGUGCAGGUCAGUGAUUCGAGCGAGGAUGAGGACGAAGAAGAGGAAGAGGAGGAAGAGCUCGAAGAACCCGUCCCUGUAGGAGACGUGGAGAGAGGCUCCAGGAGUUCCCUCCGGGUUCGCUACGGGGAGGUCAUGCCCGUGUACCGGAGGGACAGCCACCGAGAUGUGCAAGCCGGCAGCCAUGACUACCCCGGCGAGGGCAUCUACCUGCUCAAGUUCGACAACUCCUACUCUCUGCUGCGCAACAAGACUCUCUACUUCCACGUCUACUACACCAGCUGAAGGAUGCGAAGGAUGCGAGGCUGGGCCAGGCUGUGUUGGCUGGCUGAAGCAGGCUGCCAGCUGGCGCCUCUUGUCCAUCAGCGAGAGCCUCAAGUUCCGUGCGAGGCUCCUAAGCCUCGUGCCCUGCCUGGCAUGCCUGACCAUUGACCCCACGUAGCUUUUCCCCCUUUCUUGGCUUCUGCAGGUGGUGGUGUCGUCGCGCUUCUGUUCUGUGGUUCCUGACUCACACUCCUGUUUCAGACUCCAGCAAAAACCCUCUCAGGAGGCCCCUGUGAGGCAAACGCCUACAGUGAAGUCGAAGGGUGUCUUUGAAUAAUUGAUUCACACUGGUAAAGCUCAUCAUCCAGGUUGCCGCUCGUUCUUGUACUUAGCAGCGCCGACCCUCUUACAUUUCGAGGUGCCGGAAGAGGGAAAAGCACACUGUCUGUGAAAGAGCCCAGUACUUUGGAUGGAGACCGCUCCGUCCAGCCCUCAGCACUGCCAUAUUCCUGCCUGCUGGGUACUCUUAGUCUCUAGCUCAGGCUGGGAGCCCUCACUGCCUCGGAUGGAUGUGAUUAUUCCUGACGGGUAGACCUUCCUCCUUUCUCUGUGCCGAGUCUCUGUUUCUGCCAUGUAGCAAGAGCUUCCAAGCAACUGCAAGCUGUGAUCAGUGUCCUAGGAUCUACUGUGAGAAGAAAAGUGGCCUCCGUCACUUCCUGUCUCCAGCGCUAUCUCCCUUCCUAAGGGUGCCGGUAGUUGAUGAAGAAAAGGUGGAAAGUAGGCACUGAAUUAGUUCAGAAGCUGCGCUUUUGGAAGUCAAGUACUAGUCGUCGUCCGAGUGCUCCCCUCUUCCCCCUCAACCUCAAUCUUUAGGCUAUGGUGUUAUUUAGAGAAUUUGCUUUGGAACCAAAUACAGUGAAGCCCAAUCAGGUUUGCAGUGAUUCUGGGUUUGUGUUUUCUUUACAGAGGAUGUAAACCUAGGGUGUUCACAGUCCUUAGGGAAAGUAAUCAUGGAGUUUUGCUGCUGACUGUGGGUGCUCCUUACCGGACCAAAGCCUGCAGGGACAGCCUCUCACACUCUGUUCGCCCUGAGGCUCUGGAGCCACAGAAUGCAGUCGUGUUGCUGUGGGUGGCCACAGAGCACCAGGUGCUAAGGCCUCAGGUGGAGAAGGCAAACGAUGAGGCGAUGAGGCGUGGACCUCCGAAGUGAAGUCAUCGGCAACUCUUUGUUUCUUACUCUGGGUUGUCUGUCGUGCUUCUGAAUUUUGAAUAAUUAGGUUUAUUUAUUACUUUAUUUAUGCUUCUUAAAGCACAUUUCAGUUUGCCUGUGAAAGAGUCCUCAUCUGUCUCCCAUGAGGCUCCCCAUCUGCUCUGAGCCAUUAAGGCCACCUCUUUUAUGGCGUGAAAGACGGUUUUGGGGCUUGGAAAAUGAUUGGGUAUGUCGUUCCUACAUGCCAGUCCCGUGAUGCUUUGGGAAGAGUCUGCCCUUUCAGAGAAGGCUGCCUCCAGCCUAGUCCGUGUGUAGGGACAUCUCAGCCCUUCCAGUGAGGAAUGAGUGUGAUGGACGCCCCUGCACUGGAGAUGGACUCCCACCAUUAUCGGAUGUCAAAGUCCUUUUCCUCCUCCGACACUCUCUUCAUGAGGUUUCCUUUGGCACAUUUCUUUAUUGUGUGGUUGCCUCGCACCAAGCCCCUGUCCCCCGGGAGUGAUCACCCCACAGUGAUCUUGCCAGCAGUGUCUUGCCAGUAGGUCUGUGGUCAGGAACAAAGGGAAUGCAUCCUGCACCUCUGUUAACCUGAAAGCCAAGUGCAGGAUGAUGAUGGACUGCCAUAGCCUCUGGGUCGCCAAUCAGCAUCCGCACCUCCAUUACUUCAUGGUUGCCCAUGUGUUUCCUGGGGGAUGAUACUGGCAAGGAUCCAUCUGUAAGAAAUUAGCCAAGUAUCUGGGCAGUGAAACAAGCUUGCUGGUCAUCAUGGCAUCAGACAGCGGGGUUGAAGUUGAGUCACGCUGUCACUGGUUGAGUGUAAUCUUUGUAGAAAAAACAGUCUUUGGAGUCUUUUCCAGUCUGCGGCCCCCUUACGUUUCCUGUUAUCAACUCCUAGCCUGCUCUCAGAAUGGCGCUAGCAGCCCCGGGAGCGAGGCCCCAGGCCUUCCCACAGUAUUUAGGCUUUGCUCUGUCUAGUCUUUUGGUCAUGGUGGUGUAUUUUCUUGGAGCCCCGGUUCUCUGGUACCAGGGAAGUCCGUGGACUUCUCAUCCCUCUAACGUGCCUGCCACUGGCUGGCCAUUCUGCAACAUUUAUUUCUUACUGGUUUUUCCUCAGCAGGGUUUCUUUGUCUCAUGAAUGUAAAACAGCUAAAAGGAGACAUGUCCACCGUAUGAUGACUCACUAUUCUACACUAAAUUUUUACAAUUAAGAGAACUUGAGAGACAAAGUAUUAUUUCCAGAAGACACAGGUAAUCACGGAGCACACAUACGAGAGAACACACAUACCUCGCAGGUAGUGUCCCUUCCUUGGUCCCUCCUGUUCAACUUGCAACAAGCAAACAAUGAAAUAACUUGUCUGCUUUUAUCCUGCCCUGCUCUCUAGAGCAGGAGGAAGUACUAUGCAGCUGAAAGAAAGGAUUUGGUAAGAAGGCAGAUUGAGAGUCUUUACACAAAGUGGCUGUGGUUCUUAAAUUUCUUCAAUGUGUCUAAUUUUGCUACUUUGUUAAGAAACAGGACUUUAAAAAAAAAAAAAGACAUGCCCUAAAGUGCUAUUUUUUCCAACGUCUUAUGAAAAGUUUCAGCAAACAAAAACGCAUACACUUACAUCCCACAUAUAUUUUUAAAUUACAAACUGCCGGUUUUUAAACAAAGAUUGUUCUUUUAGUUCCCUCUGACAAGUAUCCAGGGAGAGGACGUUCCCUUCACAGUGAGUCAGCUCUGGCAGAGCCUCUGUUCAGGCAGAUCUUUCCUGCAACGUGGGCUGCCACAAGGAUGGCCGUUGGCCUCCGUCUUUUGGAAAGCUAGCUGUAUGUCCCUUGCUUCCGACUGUAACCUCAGUGAUUUUCCUCCCUAACUGCAUGUCGCUGUGAAGGUGACUGUAGCUGCAUCCAAGGCUUUUCCUUCUCAUCCCUUGCUCUCUUGACAUUUCCUCAGGACGCUCACAUGCAAAUGCACUCUUCAGGGACCACGUGGAAAUAGGUAGCAGCUUGAAAGUAGACUAUUCUUAGUUUUCUUAUGGAUGGAUCAAUGCACUUUAAAAAAUAUUUUAUUUGGUAUCUAAGAAAAAUGGACUUUGAAAGAAGUGUAUAUUGUCUGUCCCAUUAUAUGAACACAGACAAGUUAAUCUGUAACUGUUUUAUAUUCAUGGAAUUAGAUAUUGUUGUGGACUUUAUAAUAUAUACAUUUUGAUUUUGAUGAGUCCUACUCAGUUCCUUCUGUGAGAGAAUUGGGCAAAAUCCCAACCCUAAAGUUUAUGAUUGUAUAUUUAUGUUUAAGGAGCACUCUGCAAAAACGUUGCCUUUGACGUCAGAGUCCGUGGUUCUAAGGUGUGGAAUUGAGUGACCCUAUUAUUUACGUAGAAGACUUUUUUAGUAGAUAAGGGUGGGGCACGAAUUCAGCAGCUUUGUGCUGCUUCAGAACUGCCUCUUAAAUGGACAGCAGAGGGUGAAAACGGGGUAGACCAGAAGAGAGGAGAGCGAACACGCUGUCAGUUAUGUCCCAGAAUUCAUUUAGUGCUUUGGUGGCGCUUUGCUCCCUGGAACUGUUUUGUAAGCCAGAAGCCUUACUGGUUCUCCUUGUGCUCAGUGGAGAAUCCUCCAGCCCACUUUGCCAUCCGGCAGCAGAGUCGGCCAGAUGCAUUUUUGAGUAGGUCUCCUCUGCUAAAUGUAACCAUGACCUGAGGAUUGACUUCCUGUCUCCAUCCUUUGGGGUUUAAGUAAGAGAUAACAGGAUGAGAGAAGGCCAAGAGUCAGUUCCACUUGUGGUGCCGAAGCACGUGUUGUGAAUGUGUCCCUGCAGGCAUAAUUCAGAUGCAUUUUGUCCACCACCACAAAACCGACAGCCAUGUGAGUGCCGGGGUAGUAAGCCGGCCUCCUGCAGGCUGACAGCAGCACCACCUUAAUCACACAGAGCAAACCACACACAGUUUUCUCUAUUAGAGCUUCUCUUUGGCGUUUCUCCUGAUGCUAAGCAUCCACACUGACCCCUGUCCCUAGUCUUUUCCAUAUGACACCUACACCCUGGGAACAGGGCAGCACGGGUCCCUUCAGAGUCUCACUGUUUGAAAAGGUGAACGUCCAUCUGAAGAAGGGACUUGGUGUCAUUGCUGCUCUGCGGGACGUCGUUAAGGGUUGUGUUCUGUAACAAGCAAGUCACUGUAUUCAUUGUGUGCAUGUGCUCAGGGACCUAUCACACUCCUUCAGGGAGUAGAAAAUGAGUAUCAAAACCCAGUCGUAAGCUGGGUGUCUGAUCUCCAGUGACCCAAGCAAGCACUCUGUUCCUGGUGGUGUUUGCAGGGACAGUGAAGCAAGAACUUCCUGGGUCUGUAUGUAUCUGAUGCUGGUGGGCGACAGCCUUUUGCUUUGUAUAACUCAUGUAGCACCCGCGGACAUUCCCAAAGAACAUCCAGUUUUCUAAGGUGAAUUGUGAUCCAAAAUGUAGGGAAACAUUGUAAGUAUUGUGCGGCCAGAUUGCAGUCACUGUUCCCUCUAGAUGGAGUAUUGCUUUCUUGGACCAAGAAGGCUCACCAGAGCCUCUGUUUGAACCACAGUCUCAAAGCUAAGAAAAGACCGUCAAUGAUAUAAAGCCCGACAGGAUAUUGAUAAUUUGGCUCCCUUACAAAUAGUCAUUCCUCACGAACAAAGUAUAGACAGGACACUGGCUGUGAAAUUGUAGGGCUGGUCCCUGGUUUGAAUCCAGGAUCUGAUUUUAGCAGGUGGAACACAGACAGCAAUUCAUUCUAGGAUACACUAAAAUGGUGCCCCGGAGACCUAGAAAUGCAUGCUGCUUUAUGAAAUUUCAGUUUCCUGUCAUUUUAAUUAGGUAGCUUUUUGAUUUAUCUAGGGGUAAAAUUGUGUAUUUGAAAUGACUUAUGGGAACAGAGUUUAUUUUCUAAAGUUCUGACAGGAUUAUGAAAGAUUCUGAAGUUUGGAGUUGCAAUGAUGUAUAGUAUUACUGAAGAGCCCUUAAUUCACUCUCAGCUGAAGGGGGUCCUCCUAAACUCUUCAUCACUCAGGGUUGAAAUGCCUCGUCUGUAAUGUCUCCUUGCUAUUGUCAUUGCUCAUUCUUAGGUUCAGGCCAGGACUCAUCUAGAAAACAUUAUCUUAAUUUCUUCUCUCAUAUCCUAAGUAGUACAUUUUAUUAAGACGUUUUAUGAUAAAAAUACAUCUUGUGUCCGGUUCUGAGGUAAUUGUCCCCUAAGUGCAUUAGCUUUCAUUUAAUCAGUCUGACUUAUUUCCACUUAGACAUGUUAAAGAACAAGCCAGUCUGGAAAAAGCAAUCCCGUGAUGCAUGACUUUGGUAUAUCUGGGUUCCCUUAAUAAUGGGAAGUGUUUUGAAACUCACAGAAGAAAUGUUUGAUGCUUUGUAAUAAAACGCCACUUGUAAAUGCUUUGUAACAAAGUGAUAGAUUCUAGAGAGCAGAGUGGAUAAGCAAAAUGGGAAGGCAGAGAGAUGCCUGGAGAUUUCCUGACCACGAUGCCAUUUGCUUAUUCAUCCAAAGGGCUACUUGGGAGCCAUCAUCAUCAUCCAGAGGUCCAUCGGUGAUUUAAAGGUGUUUGUGUUUUCUUUCCUUACUGCUGUGUAUCAUAUGCUGCUGCCAUGGUUACCAAAGGCCUGGGAGGGAAACUAUAUCACAGUCUUGUCUUUUUUCUUCGAAAUACAAACAAAUCCAAACCAAUCAGCUAUUAGAGUCAACUUGUUUUACAAGUCACCCUGUCAUGAGAAAUGCUGUUAACAUGUAUGAUUUCCACAUUAGGAACUCUGUACCAGUUGUUACUUAGUUCUUCUGUUCUCCUUUCGUCAUACUGUAUAUUUGCACCUCAUGGCACUGAAUGUGUUGCUGUGAUACACGGAUAGAUGCUGAGCCAUGGUUAAACAGCUGAGUUCUGGUGUUUUUAUAGUAUGUGACAGUUUUGUGAAAUGCUUUUGUGCAUUUUUUGUCUUCUUUUCCAAGUUUUGAAAUCUGUCAUAAAUAAACUUUUUCACUGUGCACCUAAAA
This is a messenger RNA of Peromyscus leucopus (white-footed mouse), 7161 nucleotides long. RefSeq names its product transmembrane p24 trafficking protein family member 8 (gene Tmed8). The record is from RefSeq and is a predicted model, not a curated record. Lineage: Eukaryota; Metazoa; Chordata; Mammalia; Rodentia; Cricetidae.